UGUGCGUGUGUGUGUGUGUGUGUGUGUGUGUGUGUGUGUGUGUAUGGCUCAUGGCCUCAGGUGAAAGCCGUGUGAGAAGUGCUUUGUGGGUGUGGCUUCAAGUGAGCGAGCAAGAGAGAGAGAGGGAGAGAGGGAGAGGGCUUAGUCUGAGAGAUGUUGAUGUUGUCAGGCAUUUAAUAUCAGGUCUCCAAGUGGAUCACACACACACUCCUGCCCAAAGAAACUUGAGAGCUCGGUGUGGAGUAUUAGCACUCGGAGUGGGAAGGCAGAAGGGAAGAACUGCACCUGUCCCGCAUAAACUCUCUAUCCUCACAGGCAGACUUCCAGAGAGGAUCCCAGUGCUCGUCCCUAUGUGUGGAUGGGACCAAAGUUACACGGCGACCUCUCAUAGCUCGGCCAUGUUGACCAGUGAGGGGGCGCACGCUAUGGAGCAGGACGGCACAAACCACAAGAUGGCCUCCACAGCUACCAGCACGGGUUCGGACGGAGCAGAGACGAUGACCGACACCGACGUGGACAUGGACCUGGAGAUGGAGGAGGCAGACAUGACACAUUGGGCAGAGGCCGAGUUUGAGGAAAAGUGCACAUACAUCGUCAAAGACACGCCAUGGGAGGCGGGGCCAGACGCUGACUUCGCCAUGACGACGACAAGAGCAGAGGCGUCGAUGCCCAGAAACCUGGUCCUCAAACACCUGGCAGGCACCAAGGAGGUGGUCGGAGUGUGCAGCCGGGAGUACAUCCCCAAAGGAACCCGCUUCGGUCCCCUGGUGGGCGAGAUCUACACGGCCGACAGCGUCCCGAAAGACGCAAACCGGAAGUACUUCUGGAGGAUCUUUGUGGAUGGUGAGUUUCACCACUUUGUGGACGGUCUGGAUGAGACCCGCUCCAACUGGAUGCGGUACGUCAACCCGGCCAAAUCGGCGACAGAGCAGAACCUGGCAGCAUGCCAGAAUGGCAUGGAAAUUUACUUCUACACUGUGAAGCCCGUCCCAGCCGGCGCCGAGCUGCUCGUCUGGUACUGUCAUGACUUCGCCCGCCGCCUGAGAUACCCGCCAUCAGGGGAGCUGAUGAUGCAAAAACUCAAGCAGUCACUUAUGGAGGUUAAGCAGCAACAUGUGGACAGAGAGGACAGCACAGUUGAAAUCUCCAGUAUGUCUCCAGUCUCAAUGACUCCCAGUCCUCCCAAGAGGGAGCACAGUGUCGUGUCCAUUCUCCGUGGCACCAACAGCACCUCGUCCUCCAUGGCCCCCAAGAGGGAGCCCAGCCGCCCUCUUCCCACUCGCCCACGUUGUGCUGAUAGCCCGGAGCGGCCACUGUACCCCCGUGCUCUCUACCCCCUUCUCAGACCACAUUUCCCCCUCUCUGAAGACUUGCUCAAACCCAGCCACCCUGGUUACCCCUUAACUCAUUCCCCUGGCAAACAGUCGUCGGCCACACCAAGCCCUUCUGCAAGAAGCAGCCCAGAAACCAGCCCUCAUAGCAGCCCUUCUGGUCCAGCAUUAUCACCAGCUUCUAUUUACCCUUACCCUGGUUACUCCCCUCCAUCUGCCCCACUCCCCUCAACAUUCUACCCUCCUCACCAGUACCCACGUUAUCUUCUACCACAUCAUUAUCCUCUCCCUGGUGGUGGUGUCCCAACUGUAGGAGGGAUUUUCCCUAGGAUCUAUCCAGUGUAUGGCAGCCUAAUGCCCCCUCAUCUAUCCCUCCUGCCUUCUGACCCUGCAGCAAGGCGCCUUGUAAUACCUGAACCUGUGCACCCCUCCUCAAUCUCUGCCCACAGAGACUAUCUCCUGCCCGGGCCAAGAAGUGCCUUCUCAACUGCUACUUUGAGAGACAAAGCAGGAGUUCACAGCUCUUAUCCAGGGCACCCCAACCCACACGGACCAGCUCACGCUCCCUCCAGCGGCUCCCCAACCGCUGCCACAGCACCUCCCAGCGAGCAGGUGCCAACCAAGCCUACCUCAGCCCAUAUGGGAAACACUAGUGAACGUCACCCAGAUGAAGAGGCUAUUAAUCUGACCAAAGUGAAGCGUGGUGCAGGGUCAGCAGGAUACAAGGCGUUGCCUUACCCUCUGAAGAAGCAGAAUGGCAAAAUCAAGUAUGAGUGCAACGUGUGCAGUAAGACCUUUGGGCAGCUGUCAAACCUGAAGGUUCAUCUUCGGGUGCAUAGUGGAGAAAGGCCAUUCAAAUGUCAAACCUGUAGCAAAGGCUUCACUCAACUCGCUCAUCUGCAAAAACACUACCUGGUUCACACUGGGGAGAAACCACAUGAAUGUCAGGUUUGUCACAAGCGCUUCAGCAGCACCAGCAACCUGAAAACUCACCUACGCCUUCACUCAGGGGAGAAGCCUUAUCACUGCAAGCUCUGCCCCGCUAAGUUCACCCAGUUUGUCCACCUCAAGCUGCACAAGCGCUUACACUCCCGCGAACGUCCACAUAAAUGCCCCCACUGCCACCGCCACUACAUCCACCUGGUUAGCCUGCGGCUACACCUGAAGGGCUAUUGCCUGGCUGCAACCUCUGGUCCUGGCAGUCCUAAUGUUUCAAGUCAAGCUGCCUUGGAAGAGGUGCACCGCGCCAACGAAGAGAUUGAGCGCUUCGAUGUCAGUGAGCACGCUGAGCGACUGGAGCAGCUGCAGGGGUCGGUGGAGAUGGACGCCAUGUUGGAGAAACAAGUGUUGGGGAUGCUGUGGAGGGAGUCUGACCUUAAGUCCCCCAACUUCCACCCCAGUUACAAUGGCACUGCCACCGAUCUUCUGUCUGCAGGUUAUGGUGCAUUCGAGUCCCCGAACGAGACGUCGGUUAUCAAGAUCCGCCGCAGCACCCCCAUCUCACCAGUUACUGCUAGCAUUACCGUCAAGCAGGAGUCAGAGGAUCAUGCUUAAUAGACUUUUUUAUGUGCAAGUCACAUGAAAAAUUGAUUUUGAACUGCAUGGUGGACUUGUUGCCAGGAGCAACAGCUGUAAAUAAAUAAUUAUCUAUUGUCAUCCCCAUGAACACGCCAUGCUUUCAACCUAUCAGGGACUCUCACACUCAGGGCUGCAAGAGACAAUGUCCCAUGACUACUUAGUGGUUUUAGUGUUUAUUACUCCUAGACAAUCACCUAAAAAGGAUUUUUUUUCUUUAAUGUAAUUAAUAUAAUUCUAUUAUCAUUUUUCAAUGAUUUUGUCUUUUUUCGAACAUUCUUGUUUUUGAUAAAUUACUUGUUAUAUAAUCUAACUUAUUAUGCAUUUAAUUUUGUGUCUUCAAAAGCAAUAAGUGAAUGGAUUGCUGACUAAUAGGGUGAAAACAAUUAUUUCUGUUGAUGUUAAUUUGUUUUACCCUGUCUCUAUUUCUCUGUAAAUAGCCACUCUGUCGUUGCCCUUAUUAGUCUCCUCUGUGUCCAUUCUUCAGGGCUUAUCUAUUUAAAUACCAAAAAUAAAAGUAGCCAGAGGAAAAGUAGAAAACCUUGCCUACUUAUGGCACAUACAGUAAAUUAGUUCAUUUCCAAAGAAAAGCGUUAUUUCAACCUGUCUGAAUCGCUUUCCUGAAGUGUCUAUGUCCUUUUCUGAUGCAUCCUUAAUUUAAAUGAAACAAAAAAGGGCAUUCAGUUUUUGUACAUUUUUUCACAACAGUUACCUCAGUGUGGAUGUGAUGAUGUGUGUGUUUGUGUGUUCAAAGGGACAGCUGAAGGUGGGAGUUUUUUAUUUAUUCCUUUUUUUUUCUACUUGAAGAAGAAUAAACCAAACUGAACUGGAGAGCAGCUCUUCAUGCGGUCCAAAGGAGCGGCAUAGCCCGCUUAAAAUGUAGCACAUAACGGACUCAGGAGGCUGAUUAGCCGUCAUUUCCCCUGUUCUUACCUUUUGUUUUCUAUCUUUAUUUUUUUUAUGAAAUCAUGUUAGUACCCAGCAGGAAUUUUAAAUGUGUUCGGGGAGCUACACCAGAUGCUAAAAACCAAAGUUCACUUGGCUUCAGUUUCCAAAAUAAUCUAAACAGGGGAAGAAGGACUAAAAGAAUGAAAAUGGUGAAGAAGGGAAGAUGUACGUUGUGUUGAUGAUGAAGUGUUUGCUCCCGUUUUUGUAUAUAUUUUUCAUGUUGUUGCUGUUAUUUGUUGUUUUAUUUUUGGAAAAUCAGCCCCAUCCAUCUGCUGCCUUGUUAAGAACGCCUAAGCACCUCGGCCCUCUUUUAUGCACUGGCCCCCCUCCUCCUACUUUAUUCCUUCAGUGCCGAUGCUUAUAUAAUUUACACUGUGUACAGUAUCUGUAAACCUGGUCAAAACUGCAUUAAGAACCAGCUUAAUGUUACUACAGCAGCUGUGAUUUUCUGUAGCAGGUGCACUUCAAUAACCUUAAGUUACUUUUACUUUUUCUGUUUCAUUAUGUUUCAAAUGUUUGACCAAAGCUUUCCUCUUUCUCUGGUCAGUUUUCACUCCAGAGGAGAAUCCCCUAAAAUACCUGUCUCUGUUUACAUGCUGGUUUACAAAGUUAUUUAUGUGCAAAAUGUCAAAAAGUGUAAAUUAUGAUAUAAAUGUCACUGCUCUAAUCUAAA
Molecule: messenger RNA, 4527 nt
Organism: Poecilia reticulata (guppy)
Lineage: Eukaryota; Metazoa; Chordata; Actinopteri; Cyprinodontiformes; Poeciliidae
Gene: prdm1a
Product: PR domain containing 1a, with ZNF domain
Biological process (GO): cell fate commitment; regulation of transcription by RNA polymerase II
Cellular component (GO): nucleus; cytoplasm
Molecular function (GO): RNA polymerase II cis-regulatory region sequence-specific DNA binding; DNA-binding transcription repressor activity, RNA polymerase II-specific; protein binding
Source: RefSeq, a predicted model, not a curated record